CCAAAUAGACCCAGACCCAUAUCUGGUGUUCACUUUGUGAACCUUUCUUCAUCAUCAUGGAUUAUCGGGGAAUCCUUCUCUGUUCUCGAGGCUUAUCAGAUCGAUUUGGAUUCAGAACACUAG
Messenger RNA from Funneliformis geosporum, 123 nucleotides. The record is from the annotation of a GenBank genome assembly. Lineage: Eukaryota; Fungi; Glomeromycota; Glomeromycetes; Glomerales; Glomeraceae.